This is a messenger RNA of Tachyglossus aculeatus (Australian echidna), 8406 nucleotides long. It is a transcript of the gene PRRC2C, whose product is annotated as proline rich coiled-coil 2C. The record is from RefSeq and is a predicted model, not a curated record. The transcript has 34 exons. The coding region runs from base 148 to 8382 and encodes 2744 amino acids. NCBI's taxonomy places the organism in Eukaryota, Metazoa, Chordata, Mammalia, Monotremata, Tachyglossidae. Gene Ontology annotation, biological process: cell differentiation.
UCCGCCGUGGGGCCGUGGGGCCGUGACCGUUCCUCCCCGUCCACCCGUGGCGGAGCGGGGCCUCGGAUCCUCGGCGCGUUUCCACACCGGCCGAGAGGUUUUGAGGGGUGAGGCAGGAGGUUCUGGACUCGAUGAGUUUCCCCCGCAAUGUCGGAGAAGUCAGGCCAGAGCACAAAAGCAAAGGAUGGGAAAACAAAGUAUGCAACACUCAGUCUAUUUAAUACGUACAAAGGAAAGUCACUAGAAACUCAGAAAACCACAGUUGCUGCUCGCCAUGGAUUACAGAGUCUUGGAAAAGUUGCUGUUUCGCGGCGUAUGCCCCCACCUGCUAAUCUCCCUAGUCUGAAGGCAGAGAACAAAGGCAAUGAUCCAAAUGUGAACAUCGUGCCUAAGGAUGGCUCAGGGUGGGCUUCUAAGCAAGAACAACACGAGGAAGAAAAACCACCCGAAGUGCCACCAGCAGCACAGCCAAAACCUGGAGUUGCUGCUCCCCCAGAGGCUCCUCCUGUCCCCAAAUCAUGGGCCAGUAACAAACAAGGUGGGCAAGGAGAUGGUGUCCAAGUAAAUAGCCAUUUUCAACAAGAGUUUCCCAGUCUGCAGGCAGCUGGGGAUCAGGAGAAAAAGGAAAAAGAUGCAAAUGAUGAAGCCUAUGGAUCUGGACCCAACUUAAGGCCACCAAAUGUUUCUACUUGGAGAGAUGGUGGUAAAUCUGGCCCACUCUCUCCGGGUGACCAAGAAAAUAAACUCCCCGGUCAAGAAGACGGCACACCCGGAACAGCAGAGCAGAAUGAUGCCCUUAAAGCUGCCGAAAAGAGGCUGCCUGGUGUUCCACCACAGUUGCCUCAGCCCAGAGUCAAUGGGCAGCAGCAGCCUGGUCUUGCUUCUCAGUACAGGGCAAUGAUGCCUCCUUAUAUGUUUCAGCAGUAUCCUAGAAUGGCAUAUCCUCCAAUGCAUGGUCCAGUCAGGUUCCCUCCUUCGUUAUCUGAUGCUAACAAAGGUCCCCGAGGGAGAGGCCCGCCCCCUUCAUGGGCCCCUGAGCCCGAGCGUCCCUCGAUCCUUAGCGCAACUGAACUCAAGGAGCUUGAUAAAUUUGAUAACCCAGAUGUCGACCCUGACGAAGGCUGGGCUGGAGCCCAGAUGGAAGUGGAUUAUACCGAACAACUGAAUUUCAGUGAUGAUGAUGAGCAGGGGGGUAGUCAGAAAGAAAAUCGGGAUGACGGCGAAGAGCAAACUUCAAAGGGCUCUGAAAACUCCGAAGGUCAAAAAGAAAAUGAAGGUCCCAGCACCAAACCUCCUCAGACACUUCCACAGCCACCAGUAACCAAAGGACCCUGUGGCAAAGGUCCUCCAUUCAGUCAGGAACACGGGCUCCCCCCAGGACAGUCUCUAUUACAUGAAAAGAACAAUUCCAUUCACCUACCACCUCAUCCAAAAUCUCUUAUGCAACAGCAUCCACCUCCAGAUCGCCAGGCAGGUCCUGGAAGACAGGGUCCCUUUCCCCCUAAGCAGCCGGUUCCUGAUGAGGAUGAAGUUUGGAAACAAAGACGAAGGCAGCAGUCAGAAGUCUCCGCUGCAGUGGAGCGUGCCCGGAAGCGGCGAGAAGAGGAGGAACGGAGAAUGGAAGAGCAAAGAAAGGCCGCUUGUGCAGAGAAGCUGAAACGGUUAAAUGAGAAAUACGGCAUUGUAGAAAAACAACCCUCUCCAGAGGAGGUCAGGGAGAGGGAGCGGGAAAAGGAACGAGAGCGAGAAAAGGAACGGGAGAAGGAACGCGAGCGCGAGAGGGAGAAGGAACGGGAGCGAGAAAAGGAGAGAGAACGAGAGCGGGAAAAGGAGCGUGAACUAGAAAGGCAGCGGGAAAAGGAGAAGGAACUCGAGAAGGAGAGGGAACUGGAGCGGCAGCGGGAAAAGGAGAGAGAACUGGAGCAGCAGCGAGAAAAGGAAAGAGAACUGGAGAAAGAGCAUGAAAAGGCGCGGGAACAGGAGAGGGAGCGCCAAAGGGAAGAAGAGUGUGAAAGGGAGCGUGAAAAAGAACAAGAAAAAGUGGAAGUCAAGUUAGAGCCCAAAGAACCUGUGAUAGAACCUGUAAUAGAGAAACAAGAAAAUGAAAGCAGCAAUAAUAAAGAAACCAGAGAGGAGCAGCCAGCCUUCACUAGGCAAGACAGUAAUCGGAGUGAGAAAGAGAGCACACAGGCGGUUCAUGAAACAGAACCAGAUUCAGGGUCUCUGCCUCGCCCUGCUGUCUCAUCAGGUUACUCCAAACAGUUUCAGAAGUCACUACCACCACGGUUCCAGAGGCAGCAGGAGCAGAUGAAACAACAACAGUGGCAACAGCAACAACAGCAAGGCGUACUUCCACCGGCUGCUCCUUCCCAGCCGUCCACUGGGGCCGUCCCUCCUCCCCCGCACAGGCCUCUCUACCAGCCAAUGCAACCCCACCCUCAACAUUUGGCGUCCAUGGGCUUCGAUCCUCGGUGGCUUAUGAUGCAGUCUUACAUGGACCCGCGAAUGAUGUCUGGACGACCUGCCAUGGACCUUCCGCCCAUGCACCCUGGAAUGAUGCCACCUAAGCCACUAAUAAGAAGAGAUCAGAUGGAAGCGUCUCCAGCUAGUUCAGAAUCUUUUGAACAUAUUACUCGGUCUGCAAGAGAUCAUGCUGUCUCCCUUAGUGAACCUCGUAUGAUGUGGGGGUCAGAGCCCUAUCCCCACGCCGAGCCUCAACAGGCGAAUACUCCUCCCAAAGUGACCGAAGAACCCGAAAACCUCAGACCCGAAGCUCCUUUGGAGCAAGAAGUCAUCUCCACUGCUUAUCCUGUAGAACGCAAUCAGCUGGACUCUCAUCCAAAGACGGAAUUUUUCAGAGAAACUGGUGAAGCCGAGGUACAGAAGCUUCCAAGCAGGUCUUUGGAAGAAGUUCGACCUCACCAUACUGAACUAACCAACCAAGCUCCUACUCUUGAGGCAGCUGAUCAGAAUAUUGCACCCAGCUCUCAGGAAGAGCCAGUGCUAAUUGGAGAAAGCCAGUCUGUCCAGAAGAGAAGCAUUUCCCAUGGCCCUAGCCAUCCUGUCAAAGCAGAGGAGCCAAGAAAUGAGACAUCGGCUAACAUUCCCAAAGUAAAUAGCAGAUGUGUGGAUACAAAAGAACCAGCUGAAAGACAUGAGGAUAAACCAAAAAGAGAAGGUUUCACAAGAUCUUGUGAAGGACCAAAAUUAGACAGACCUUACAAGUCCAAGUCUGAAACUCGUUGGGGCCCAAGACCAGGCUCUAGCAGGAGGGAGGAAGGGAUCGAUAGACCAAUCAGAAGGUCCGGGCCUAUUAAGAAACCCGUACUUCGAGACAUGAAAGAAGAACGGGAGCAAAGGAAGGAAAAAGAGGGAGAAAAGGGAGAAAAAACAAUUGAGAAAGUGGUGAAACCUGAAAAGAUUGAGAAGAAGGAACCGCCGCCUCCAGCUCCAGCUCAGAUUGCACCUCAGCCCCUUCCUCCACCUCCCAAACCAGAGCCAGAAAAACCUGCCUCUGACACUUCAAAUGUGGCUAAAAAGCCACCCUUGGAUACUGAUAAGCCUUUAGAAGCCCCAGAGAGCGUUCAGGUCGAGACUGCGGUUAAGCCUGCAAGUCAGCAACCUGCUCCCCCUCCCGCACCCAAGGAAGAGAAGCAACCGGAAAGAGUAAUCAGCAAAGAUCACGUUUUUGAGCGUCCUCGCCCAGAUUCAAGGCCAAUUAGAAAAGAGUCGACUUUACCCCCCAGAACUUACUGGAAAGAUUCUCGAGAGAGAGAUUGGUUCCCUGAUCAGGGAUACAGAGGCAGAGGCCGAGGAGAAUAUUACUCCAGGGGUCGUAGUUAUAGAGGCUCUUACGGGGGCCGUGGGCGGGGUGGUAGGGGCCAAAGCCGAGAUUAUCCUAACUACAGAGACCCUAAGCCAAGAACGGAGCAUCUGCCUUCUGGAGCCCUCCGGCAGCGAGAAGAGAGCGAAACUCGGAGCGAGAGCUCUGAUUUUGAAAUAGUCCCCAAAAGACGGCGACAGCGGGGUUCGGAGACCGACUCGGACAGUGAAGUCCACGAAAGCGCAAGCGACACCCUCCUCUCGGACAAAGACAGCCUGAGCAAAGGCAAACACCCAAAGAGAGAAGAAAGGCCAGAGAACAAAAGGCCGCCCAAGCCCCUGCUCUCCUUCAAACCGGAGAACAGCAUCAGAGUAGAUGGCCGGCCCCUAGAGAAGCCCUACGGAAGAGAGGAUGAUACUAAGCCCAAGCCUGGCUUCCUGCCUAAAGGAGAACCCUCCAGGCGAGGAAGAGGGGCUCCCGGCAUGUUCAGGCGGGGCGGAAGGGACCCCAGCGGCCGCCCACCCCGGCCCUCCACCAUCCGGAGGCCAGCCUACAGAGAUGCUCAGUGGACUCCGAGGCAAGCGGAGACUCCUAAACCGGAGGACGGAGAGCCUCCAAGAAGGCAGGAGCCAUUUGUCCCCGGACCAGCCGACAAAAGACCCCCAAAAUUUGAGCGGAAAUUCGAUCCAACCCGAGAGAGGCCGCGAAGGCAGCGGCCCGCCCGACCGCCAAGGCAGGAUAAGCCCCCACGAUUUAGACGACUCAAGGAGAGAGAGGCGGCUUCCAAGAUAAACGACGUGGCCCCGGCCUCUGCCACGAGCGGCACCGUGAAUAACGUGGCCCAGGAACAGGCCAACGCUGCCGCGGACGUUUCGGGCACCAAGACCCCUGACCUAUCCAAUCAGAACUCUUCGGAUCAGGCCAACGAAGAGUGGGAGACAGCUUCUGAGAGCAGCGACUUCAACGAGAGACGUGAGCGCGAUGAAAAGAAAAAUGCCGAUCUGAGCGCCCAGGCAGCUGCCAAGGCAGGAGAGAAUGCUCUACCCCCCAAAAGGGAAAUAGCCAAGAGAAGCUUUUCCAGUCAGCGACCUGGAGUAGAUCGCCAGAAUCGCCGGGGCAACGGCGGUCCACCCAAGUCGGGAAGAAACUUCUCUGGCCCCCGGAGUGAAAGGCGUAACGGUCCUUCUUUGAGAAGUGGGAAGAGAGGGCCAUUCGAAGACCAAACAGGUGGUAAUGCAAGUGUUGAUCCAGUCAAUGGCAGCUCAGUGAAUCAAGAGGGGGGACCUAAUGGCAUGGGACAGAAGAAUUCUAAGGAGGCUGGUGGAAAAAAAAGAGAAGACCCUAAACCAGGUCCAAAGAAGCCUAAAGAGAAAGUGGAUGCCCUGUCCCAGUUUGACCUCAACAACUAUGCAAGUGUUGUAAUCAUUGAUGACCAUCCUGAAGUGACAGUAGUUGAAGAUCCCCAGUCAAACUUGAAUGAUGAUGGCUUUACUGAAGUUGUAUCCAAAAAGCAACAGAAACGCUUGCAGGAUGAAGAGCGCAGAAAGAAAGAAGAACAAACUGUGCAGGUGUGGACCAAAAAGAGUUCGAACGAGAAAGGAAGAAGCCAGAAUUCUAAACUUCCGCCCCGAUUUGCCAAAAAGCAACAGCAAGUUGCGGUAGUCCAGCAGGCCCAGGUGCCAGCCCCAGUACCAGCCCCAGUAGCAGCCCCGGCUCCAGCAUCAGCUCCCGCCGCACAGACCGCGGCCCAGCCUCAGUCACAGACCCCAACGCCGACGCCGACACCGACUCCGAGCCAACCGCAGACUGCGGUUCAGCCGCAAGGCCAGACAACAAAUGCCACAGACACAACAAAUGGUACGGAUUACGUGGCCACGGGAAAGCCCUCACAGAAUGUGCCUUCUCAAGGCACUCUAGGAGCGGAAUUGUGGGAUAAUAAGGUAGCCCCUACAGCAGUCCUGAACGACAUCUCCAAGAAAUUGGGACUGAUUAGUCCUCCACAGCCACCUCCAGUCAGUGCGUGGAAUAAGCCGUUAACAUCUUUCGGCCCUGCUGCACCCCCAGAGGGAGCAAAGAAUGGACAGGAAAGCUCAGUUGAACUUGGAAUUGAAACAAUCCAGUUUGGUGCCCCAGCCUCAAAUGGAAGUGAAAAUGAAACUGCUCCUGUGCUGUCUGAAAAAUCAACUGACAAAUUGCCUGAGCCUAAAGAGCAGCGGCAGAAGCAGCCCCGUGCCGGGCCCAUCAAAGCUCAAAAGCUUCCAGAAUUGAGUCCAGUAGAGAACAAAGAACAUAAGCCCGGUCCCAUCGGGAAAGAACGCUCAUUAAAAAACCGUAAAGUGAAGGACGUCCAACAGGUGGAGCCCGAUGGACAGGAGAAGACCAGCCCUCCCGCUGUCAGAAAUGGCAAUCCCGUUCCCACGAAGGAAACCAAAGCCGUUUCGGAAAUGAGUGCUGAAAUUGGAACGAUGAUAUCUGUGUCGGCCCCGGAGUUUGCCACUAAUACAAAGGAAUCGGUAACAGACUACACUUCACCUUCUUCUUCACUGCCCAGCACUGUGGCCACCAGCAAUACAAAGAUGGAAGAGACUUUGGUGACUAAUAUGGAAUCUGCUCGCAAAGCGUGGGAAAACUCUCCGAAUGUGAGGGAAAAGAGUUCCCCAGCAACUUCAACAGCCGCCCCAAUUACCAGCGUUGGGGGCAGCAGUUCCAGUGGACCGAACCCUGCCAAUUACAACUCUUUCUCUAGUGCAUCGAUGCCUCCUAUUCCUGUGGCUUCAGUCACUCCUACAACUUCAUUAUCAGGAGCUGGUACAUACACUACCUCUUCCCUGAGUACUAAGUCUACCACCACUUCGGACCCUCCCAACAUUUGUAAAGUGAAACCCCAACAGUUACAGACAAGCAGCCUUCCUUCUGCAAGUCAUUUUUCCCAGCUGAGCUGCAUGCCCUCCCUUAUUGCCCAGCAACAGCAGAGUCCCCAGGUCUAUGUAUCUCAGUCUGCAGCAGCUCAGAUCCCAGCUUUCUAUAUGGACACAAGUCAUCUGUUCGGCACUCAGCAUGCCCGUCUGGCUCCACCAUCCCUGGCUCAGCAACAAGGCUUCCAGCCAGGACUUUCCCAGCCCACUUCUGUACAACAGAUUCCAAUCCCCAUCUAUGCACCCCUUCAAGGACAGCAUCAAGCUCAGCUAAGCUUGGGAGCGGGGCCGGCUGUUUCCCAGGCUCAGGAAUUAUUCAAUUCAUCCCUGCAGCCGUAUAGAUCACAGCAAGCCUUUAUGCAAAGCAGUCUAUCCCAGCCAUCCCCCGUGGUUCUGUCUGGUACGGCCUUGCAUAACUUUCCAGCGGUGCAACAUCAGGAGCUUGCCAAGGCACAGUCAAGUCUUGCGUUUCAGCAGACUUCUAACACCCAGCCAAUCCCUAUCUUGUACGAGCAUCAGCUCAGCCAGGCUUCUGGACUAGGAGGCUCGCAACUUAUUGACACACAUCUUCUUCAGGCUAGAGCAAGUCUCACACAAGCUUCAAAUAUUUACUCUGGGCAAGUUCAACAGCCUGGUCAGAGCAAUUUCUAUAAUACUGCCCAGUCUCCCAAUGCUCUCCAGCAGGUAAACUAUGGCAUGGUAACAGUGCCAUUACCUGCUUCCCAGCUUUCUUUACCUAACUUUGGAUCGACGGGGCAGCCUCUAAUUGCUCUGCCUCAGACCCUCCAGCCCCCAUUACAACAUACACCCCCACAGCCUCCGGCCCAGAGCCUCAGUCGGCCCGCACAAGUAAGCCAGCCUUUUCGAGGAUUAAUCCCCGCCGGAACUCAGCACAGCAUGAUCGCUACUACUGGAAAGAUGUCAGAAAUGGAUCUGAAAGCCUUUGGAAGCGGUAUUGAUGUAAAGCCAGGUACUCCUCCAAUCGGUGGUAGAAGCACCACUCCGACGUCCAGUCCUUACCGGGCCAGUUCUACGAGUCCAAACAGCCAGUCCAGCAAAAUGAACAGCAUUGUCUACCAGAAGCAGUUCCAGUCCGCAGCUGCCACUGUGAGGAUGACCCAGCCGUUUCCUCCCCAGUUCGCACCCCAGAUCCUCUCUCAGCCUAACCUGGUCCCUCCAUUGGUAAGAGCCCCACAUACUAACACCUUCCCAGCGCCUGUUCAGAGGCCGCCAAUGGCACUGGCCAGUCAGAUGCCUCCUCCGAUGACCACAGGCCUCAUGAGCCACCCUCGUUUGCCCCAUGUGGCGAGGGGUCCUUGUGGAUCACUAUCCGGAGUCAGAGGCAAUCAGGCCCAGGCUGCGUUGAAGGCUGAACAAGACAUGAAGGCCAAACAGAGAGCCGAGGUUCUGCAGUCCACCCAGCGAUUCUUCUCCGAGCAGCAGCAGACUAAGCCGAUGGGAGGCAAGGCCCCCAAAGUGGACAACGACGCGGCCAAACCCUCCGAGCCUCUGACCGACCCCCCGGGUGUUUGCCAGGAGAAAGUCGAGGAGAAGCCCCCUCCCGCUCCAACCACGUCGACAAAACCCGUUAGAACUGGGCCAAUUAAACCUCAGGCAAUCAAAACCGAAGAGACAAAGUCUUAAAAGGCAUUGGAUCACUGUUGGGGG